Cyclospora cayetanensis is the source of this 2315-nucleotide messenger RNA. RefSeq lists its product as uncharacterized. The record is from RefSeq and is a predicted model, not a curated record. The transcript has 7 exons. The annotation marks the transcript as partial. Gene Ontology annotation, molecular function: GTPase activator activity. NCBI's taxonomy places the organism in Eukaryota, Apicomplexa, Conoidasida, Eucoccidiorida, Eimeriidae. Gene Ontology annotation, biological process: activation of GTPase activity.
UCAGCAUAGAAGAUACGGUGAAGGCUAUUCAGGAGGCAGACCGAUUUCCAGUAACUCAAAUGCUGGAAGUGAGGCCUCCCUGCGUCUACAGGAGGCAGUGCCACUUCCUCUAUCAGCGCCUCAGGGUUCGACUCUUUAAAUCCUUGCUCGCACAGCUGCCAAAAAGCAGACAUCGCCUCAUGGAAGAGGCUUCCCAGGAUGUUCCUCCCCUGCUCCGGCCUGAGGUGUGGGCAGCCCUCAUGGGCAUCAACCUCGUCGGUGUGCUGCACACAACCAACGUGGCCUUUCAAGAAGCCGCUGCCUCGCUGGAAUUCCUUGCUCUCGAAGCUCUGCAGUCCAGCGAAUUCUCACAGUACCACGAAUACAACGAUUUGCUGGGGAGCACUGAGGGCCGACGGCGUUUAGUUACGUUGGUUGGGGUUGCCUUGCAACGGAAUCCUUUGUAUGUUUCUGUGCGGGGGAUGGACGCCUUGGCAGCUCCUCUGUUGUUGCUGUUUUAUGAGCGGGAGAAUGUGGCUCUGGCCUGCCUUGAGAAGCUGCUACAGGAUUUCCAGCAGCACCUCUUCGCUGCUGACAGCGCCUCCUUCCUUCGCCGGCAGCUUGCCGCUUCCAACCGUUUGCUUGCCUUUGUAGAUCCUACCCUGGCCCUCCAUUUGUACAGACUAGGGCUUCACUCCGACAUGUAUGCGUUGUCUUGGCACCUGACGCUGUUCUCUCACGUGUUGCCGCUGCAGCAGCUGCUGCUGCUGUGGGAUACCUUGCUGUUGCAGCCUCCUACGUUCGUGCACUUCUUGACGCUCUGCAUUCUGCAUUUCUUGAGAGUGCCCCUCAUGAGCUUCUCGCCGGGGGAGGAGUCGACGGCCAUUCGCCUGUUGCAGACGUGUUUCGCGUUCAUCAAUAUUCCUGCUCUCUGCGCUGCCGCUGUGGCACUGCAAAACGCAGUCCCCUGGUCCCUUGCCCUCCUGCCUUCGCCUCAAGAGGUUCGUGCAGACGCAGAAGCGGCGGAAAAGCCGUCAUGCGGGGGCAUUAUUACUACCGACGCUCCAGCAGAAGGCGCGCAGACCGCACCCACCGCAGCAACAGACCGCGCUUCAAAGCCUCCAGCAGACUCGGGGAAGGCCGUUAAGAGGCUCGUCGUCGAGACAAGCAGCGGCGAGAAGCGGCUGGAAGCAGUGUCUACCGAUGGUGCUCUCCACCCCCAACAUGCACAUGCGACGACGCUCGUUCGCGAAAAGGCUUCCGAAGCGCAGCAGUUCUUCAUCGGUGACAAGGAACUCACCCGCACUCACACCUCCAUCCAACAACAAGGCCAAACGCAAGACAACGAAGGCUUUCCCCACUGCAAUGCGGAGAAACCCAGCGCAGUCCACGGGAGGGCAUCCACCCCGUCGAGCUGCGAGGGAGACGCUCAAGGCGCUUCCCAUAGGAAACAUGCAAGCUGGAAAAGCAGAGCACUUAUGCGCGUUGUCAAAGGGCCGGCGCUGAUGCUUUUGGGGGCACCCCGGAAGACGACUGCUGCCAGAAAUCUCCAGCGAGGCGGUCUAAACGAGGGCAAACGAUGUUGCGCUGAUCCCAUGGAAGCCCUGUACUCGAGCGAACCGCUUGUGUCUCGGUGGUGGGAAAAAAUGACUGAAGCGGCAUUCCUAGAGACGACUUCGCAGUCUUGGAAUGCUGGCGGGACAGGCAGCACUCCUUCUCUCGCCAGUGAAGCCGGUGAUUUCGAGGAAAAGGCGCUGCAGCCUCCCUGCAUUGGAGUUGACGUCUUGCUGCAGUUCAGUGAGGAAAGCGUUGUCUUGGACAUGCGCCCUCGAGCUCUCUUCGAGGUCUUGCACUUCAACAAGUCCAUCCACAUCACGCCAAAAGACGUGGGAGAGCUUAUCUGCUUGCUGAAAGAAGGCCAAAUGUCGCUACCAGACCCUAAGGGCGUGCAUGUGCAAGUGCAGAAGCUCGGUAGUAGCAAGCCACUCAUCGGGAAGAUGACUCUUGCAGGGAACGCGUCACCCCUCGAACCGCUUCAGGCAGCCUCCGAAGCGAGUGCCGCUGUUGGUCUGCCCCAUUCUGAGCCUUCAGAGGGUGCGCAAUGGAAGUCUGGACUCUCGCCAGCCGCAAGCGGCGUCUUACAACCCUGGAUUUCCCCCGUCAUGCACCGCUUGCCGCUAAUCGUCGUUGUUGGCGACAAGGAGGAUUGCGGAUCGGGACUUGCAAGGCGGCUGCUCAUGGCUGGAAUUGCCUGUGUCUGCGUGCUGCUUGGAGGCAUCGACGCGCUACAGCUCGAUGCUCCAAACGACUUCCUAGCACGGAAGUACCAAAACUGA